Messenger RNA from Alternaria viburni, 597 nucleotides. RefSeq lists its product as uncharacterized. Gene Ontology annotation, cellular component: intracellular anatomical structure. Gene Ontology annotation, biological process: siderophore biosynthetic process. Gene Ontology annotation, molecular function: oxidoreductase activity, acting on NAD(P)H, oxygen as acceptor; 2,3-dihydro-2,3-dihydroxybenzoate dehydrogenase activity. The record is from RefSeq and is a predicted model, not a curated record. The coding region runs from base 1 to 597 and encodes 198 amino acids. The transcript is spliced from 3 exons. NCBI's taxonomy places the organism in Eukaryota, Fungi, Ascomycota, Dothideomycetes, Pleosporales, Pleosporaceae.
AUGGCAGGAGACGCAGAAGACCGCGCCGCGCUCGUCAACCGACAGCUCCCAGAGAUGACCCUGUCAACAGCCGACAACCCUCUCACAGCACCUAGACCACCACCAGAGAACCUCUCCACCGGAGAAAGAGCGCAGUAUAGGUUCCAGGUCAAGGGCAAUGCGAUCAUCACCGGCGGCGCCGGAACCCUCGCCCUCGAAGCCGCAGCCGCCCUCCUCGAACACGGUGCCACGGGCCUCGCCCUCUGGGACAUGAACCCGGACCAAGCCUUCGAAAGCGUCAAGAAACUGCACUCCAAGUUCCCCCACGCGCGCAUAAUAACCGAAGCAGUCGACGUACGCGACGAGAAAGCCAUUGCUUCAGCCGUCGAAAGCAGCGUAAAGGUACUGGGCAGCAUAGACAUGCUCUGCUGUUUCGCCGGCGUCGUAGGCUGCACACACGCGAUUGAGAUGGCGGCGGAUGAAUGGCGGCGCACCCACGAUAUCAAUCUUACCGGCUCAUUCCUCUGCGCACAAGCUGUUGCGAAGCAGUUCCGUGCGCAAGGCACGGGGGACGGCGCUGUUGUCGCUGGCGAAGAGUUUGGCGGCGGAGUGGAGUAG